AUUCCCUAUCUAGAUUGCUUAUUUCGAAAGCGGUUGUUUCGUUUUAAGUUCAAGGUUAACCACAUGCAAAAAAAAGUGCAGUGUUUUGACGUUUCGCAAUGAAUUCAAUGCUCAUGAAUGUAAACAAUGGAGCUGUAAGCAAAUGAGACGCUUCGCAUAUCAGGGAACGCGCAAUUUCAAUUAGUUUCACGUCGACUGUAAUAGUACAAACUAGUGAAAUACAAUGUUUGGUUUUUUCGGAGGUGCUAAAAAACCGUUAAAAGGAUACAAAAUUACAACGAUCGAACGAAAGCAAAAAUAUGGUGUUGCGGCCGAUUCAUUAAAAAUGUUGAAGGACAAGGCGUCUGCCAAGUUGAAGAUCGAAAAUUCACGAGUAUAUUUGGCAAAAGAUGGAACCGAAGUCGAAGAUGAAGCAUAUUUCGAGACAAUUGAGCCACAGACACUGUUUGUAAUUGCGUCGGCAGAAACAUACGUGAAAACUGAUUUUCAACUGAUGUAUGAAGCCAUUCGAAGUGUACAUGGCAGCACUUUCGAAACGGCCGAUGCAAUCCGCCACUUCAUCACGGAAAAUCGAAGUGAAUUUGACAAAUUUGUUGAGGAAUAUGGAACAACAGCCAAGCAAACGAUUGAAAAAACCCGGGCAAGUCAGCGAAACGAGCAUAUUGAAUGGUUUGAAGGAGUUCCUAUGACGUUGAGGACGAAAGAGGAUGUAAUGUCACGUCGAUCGCAGGACCGCAUUCGUGGUUACUAUUACAAAGCUAAGGAAGAAUUUCAAAAAUCAUCCAUUUAUCGAACAAACACCGACGCACGUCAAUUGAUUGAUGAAAUGUUGGGAAUAUUCCAAUAUUUUUUGAUUGGUGUCGACUACUUCAGUUCAUUGUUCAAUAGAAAGUGGGAGAAUCGACAUAGAUCAGUGCUUCAGAAGAAUGACGACAUUGAUGGGACAAAAGCACCACCAAGAAAGAAAGCAAAAGUAGCCGCAAUACGGGAAAUUAUACACGAUGACACAACCUUGAAAGUUGACUAUUAUGUUUCCCUUUGUAAUGAAUUGGGAGACUUUCAAUGCCAUGGAAUUUGGUGUAACGAUCGAUGUCGAUAUGACAACCACAGAAUAAACCCGUAUGCGAGCCGAGAGAAUGUUAUACUAUUUCAAAUGUGGAAUCUAGACCAUCGAAUUGAAAUUUCACGCACAGUCAUUCCUAAGAUACUAAGCGACGUACAUGCGAUUGUUAUUGCACAUGAAAAAUGCACCAAACAUAAACAACAACCAGCCAAAAUGCUAUCGGUUAUGGAAUAUUUUUUGGAACUAUUUACAGUGCAUAAUUUACGAUUGGUUCACAUUGUUUGCCAUGAUAAAGCCCACCAUGACACCAAAUCGAGCGGUACACUUUUAUGUGAUAAAUGUGCUGAAUUUAAAGCCAUUCAGAAAAUUUUGAAUAAAAUAAAAAGGUUUGAGGAUUGAAAAUCAAGGAGAAAUUAUCAUUUCAAUCAAUUUAAAGCAGAAUUUUGGGAUUUUGAAUAUAUUGAAAACAAAUAUUUACAAAAAAGCAGAUAUAUAAUACAUCAAGUUGUAGUUGAAUAAAAAUACUAUUUUCUUAUCCAGCAAACUAUUAUGAACUCUAUAUAUAUAUAUGUAUAGUGGAUGCUGUUUAUUGAAAAUUCCAGUAGAGCAACAGUUGUCAAUAAUUUAUAACCAAUAAAGUCUAUAUAUCAACAUGUGUUAUGAAUUACAUAAA
Messenger RNA from Sitodiplosis mosellana (orange wheat blossom midge), 1736 nucleotides. It is a transcript of the gene Drep4, whose product is annotated as DNA fragmentation factor subunit beta. Gene Ontology annotation, molecular function: DNA endonuclease activity. NCBI's taxonomy places the organism in Eukaryota, Metazoa, Arthropoda, Insecta, Diptera, Cecidomyiidae. Gene Ontology annotation, biological process: apoptotic DNA fragmentation; apoptotic process. Gene Ontology annotation, cellular component: cytoplasm; nucleus. The transcript has 3 exons. The record is from RefSeq and is a predicted model, not a curated record. The coding region runs from base 224 to 1462 and encodes 412 amino acids.